Messenger RNA from Symbiodinium natans, 930 nucleotides. The record is from the annotation of a GenBank genome assembly. Lineage: Eukaryota; Dinophyceae; Suessiales; Symbiodiniaceae.
AUGGAUUACUAUGCGCAGGGUGCUGCCUAUGUGGGUCCUGGUCGCAUGCAGGCAAUGCCGCAGGUCCAGCAGCAGCUUGCCGCGCAGCCGGCAAACGAUGAAGUCGUCGCCAGUCUGGUGCAGGACUUGCAGAAGGGCGACGAGCGCGAGACGGCAUUGCUAGAGCUGUCAAAGCGCAGAGAACAGCUGCAAGACCUUGCGCCAAUCCUGUGGCAUUCAUUCGGGACAAUCGUGGCGCUCAUUCAGGAAAUAGUACAGAUUUAUCCGCAGCUGGCGCAGCCGCCCACGUUGACAGCAACUGCAUCCAACCGCGUCUGCAACUCGUUGGCCUUGUUGCAAUGCGUUGCCUCCCAUCCAGAGACGCGGCCUUUGUUUCUGAAGGCGCAGAUUCCGCUGCUGCUGUACCCAUUCCUGAACACGUCCAGCACGGAGAGGCCCUUUGAGUACCUUCGACUGACGUCGCUCGGGGUGAUCGGCGCGUUGGUGAAGGUUGAUGAUCAAGAAGUCAUCGUCUUCUUGCUCAACACUGAGAUCAUUCCGCUUUGCCUGAGAAUCAUGGAGAGUGGCAGCGAGCUUUCCAAGACGGUUGCUACAUUUAUCGUGCAGAAGCUCCUUCUUGAUGAUUCAGGCCUGUACUACGUUUGCGAAUCUGCGCAUCGCUUCUAUGCGGUUGCAAACGUGCUUUCCAAGAUGGUGGGCGUUUUGGUGCAAAGCCCUUCGAUACGCCUGCUAAAGCAUGUGGUGCGGUGCUACUUGCGCCUCACUGAUGACGCUCGAGCCAGAGAGGUGCUUAGGCAGUGCCUGCCUGAGGGCCUGCAGUCGGAUCCGUCGCUGAAGCGCCUGCCGCACUCCAUCAGCCAAAGCCUGGAAGAGGAUCCGACGACCAAGCGCUGGCUUGGCCAGCUGCUGACGAAUCUAAACUAUCGAUAA